AUGACGUAUCCACUGCUACCUGUUGGCGCCACUGGCGCGGUCUAUGUCAGGAAGCACUAUCCGGCCCUUCUCAAAGACAUCAUCCGGGACUGCACCGACAGCAUCAACGCGCUUAACCUGUUCAACGAGCUUGUCUCGGCCCAGGAUGGCAUCGCCCCGGACUCUCCAGGCUUCAAGGAGUUCGACGCCCAUGGCGGCGACAUGGCGUGCCACAUCCGCGCCGGAAUGCUGCACGAGCUCUACGACAAGCAUCGGGCCUAUUUCCUGGAGACCGGGCAUGAGUUCCUGGAUAAUCCCGUCGUCCACUACUACAUGACCCAGUUUGAAACCGUGCGGUCCCGCGCCCAGCACGCCUGUACCCAGCUCACCAAGCACAACACCGACCCAGAGAAGCUCGGGUUCGAGCGCAAGCGCGACACCCUCCUGCACAUCGUGCAGGUGCUCGGGUGGGAGAAUGAGAAAGGUGGUGGUGGCGGACCGUUUGAUUUCCUUCCCUCCUAUGGAGACACGUCUCCUACAACCACCAGCCCCGGAGGCGAGAGCAUGCCCGGUUCAACGGGGACGCGUUCAUCCAUCUCGUCCUCCGCCGGGACGGGGGCAUCCACGCCCCUUCACUCGUCCAUGUCUACGCUCUCUCUGGCCUCGUCCAUCACGCCCAUGUCGUCACCAUCAUCACCCUCGCACAGCGCGUACAAACGCGACGCCACGGCCCCGACCUGGGACGUGCACGAUUCCUACACGGCCGUGCUCUUCCUGGCCGCCGCCGCGGUGCUGGCCGACUUCAAGGAAUUCGCGCGGAUGGGCUCCCGCAUUACCGUCCGCUUCGUGCCCCAGAAGGCCCUGGACCACGGCAAUGAGCUCAUCGAGCCGUACUGGGACCGCUCGAACACCAACUACGUGGAUUUCAAGAUCAACCGCGUCAAGGACCGGCACUGCUUCCUGCAGAAGUGGUUGUCCCUGAUAUCCUGCUCGUGGGUGCAGAGCUGGGCGGCUAGACUGCAACUAUCCGACGAUCUUCAACGGUAA
This is a messenger RNA of Aspergillus aculeatus ATCC 16872, 1026 nucleotides long. RefSeq lists its product as uncharacterized. The record is from RefSeq and is a predicted model, not a curated record. NCBI's taxonomy places the organism in Eukaryota, Fungi, Ascomycota, Eurotiomycetes, Eurotiales, Aspergillaceae. Bases 1 to 1026 code for a protein of 341 amino acids. The transcript has a single exon.